AUGGGUGUGGUCAAAUCUCCGACGAAAUGUGGCACGGUGGGUAUUCAAGGAAUCGCGUGGGCUUUCGGUGGUAUGAUCUUCGCUCUUGUCUACUACACCGCCGGUAUCUCAGGAGGGCAUAUUAAUCCAGCUGUAACAUUCGGUUUGCUAUUAGCAAGAAAAUUGUCGUUGACCAGGGCAGUGUUCUACAUGGUGAUGCAGUGUCUUGGAGCGAUCUGUGGUGCCGGAGUUGUGAAAGGGUUUCAGGGUGAUGCGCAGUACACGACGUUAGGCGGUGGUGCUAAUGUCGUCGCCCAUGGUUACACCAAGGGUGAUGGUCUUGGUGCUGAGAUUGUUGGCACUUUCGUGCUUGUUUACACCGUGUUCUCUGCAACUGAUGCUAAAAGAAGCGCCAGAGACUCCCAUGUCCAUAUUUUGGCUCCUCUUCCAAUUGGGUUUGCGGUGUUCUUGGUUCAAUUGGCCACCAUCCCCAUCACCGAAACUGGAUGUUGCUUCUUUGGUGAUUCAUUGACUGUCAAUCAAAAGGAAACACAUGUUGAAACAGAAUAA
Molecule: messenger RNA, 549 nt
Organism: Lactuca virosa
Lineage: Eukaryota; Viridiplantae; Streptophyta; Magnoliopsida; Asterales; Asteraceae
Source: the annotation of a GenBank genome assembly